AUGGAGCACAGGACCGCGGGGAAGACGUCGGUGGAGAUGAAGUUUCCCCGCGCCUGGGACCGCAUUCUUCGACGGAGCACCACAGAUCAGUACCACUACCCACACCCCCCGUUUUGGGUUACUCCCUACCAGUUUCCACAAAAACAAAAAACUAUGAAUAAAGUAUGGCUGGAGAGGCUUGGGGCUAAAGUACCGAUAUAA
Molecule: messenger RNA, 201 nt
Organism: Mesocestoides corti
Lineage: Eukaryota; Metazoa; Platyhelminthes; Cestoda; Cyclophyllidea; Mesocestoididae
Source: the annotation of a GenBank genome assembly